This is a messenger RNA of Malania oleifera, 608 nucleotides long. RefSeq names its product large ribosomal subunit protein eL29z. The coding region runs from base 145 to 330 and encodes 61 amino acids. The record is from RefSeq and is a predicted model, not a curated record. NCBI's taxonomy places the organism in Eukaryota, Viridiplantae, Streptophyta, Magnoliopsida, Santalales, Ximeniaceae. The transcript has 3 exons. Gene Ontology annotation, molecular function: structural constituent of ribosome. Gene Ontology annotation, cellular component: ribosome; cytosolic large ribosomal subunit. Gene Ontology annotation, biological process: cytoplasmic translation.
AUUUUCGUCAUUACAGAUUCCAUUGAAACUUGAACUAGGGUUCCUUGCAAUAAGAAGCCUCUCUAUUCGCACAAUCACUCCCAACGAAUCACAAGCCCUAGCGGAGCCGUAGGAAAGGGUCUAAUCUUCUCCUAGCUUUCAGAGAUGGCGAAGUCGAAGAACCACACAGCCCACAAUCAGUCGUACAAGGCUCACAAAAACGGCAUCAAGAAGCCCAGGAAGCACCGCCACACCUCAACCAAAGGGAUGGAUCCAAAGUUCCUGAGGAACCAGAGGUACGCGAGGAAACAUAACAAGAAGAGCGGUGAGUCCGCUACCGAGGAAGAAUAGACUGUAGACCUCCCAAAGAUAUGGCAUCGUUAGGGUUUUUAAUUUUGCUUCAUUUAUCUGCUUCAUGUUGGAAGGUGUAGUGAUUUGACGUUGCACUUUUACAUAUCCAUGGAACCGCAGACAUCAGCUUUUGGAUGCAUUGCACUUCCAUGUAAGGGCAGUGCCCUUGAGCUGUUUGCUCUAUUGUUUCUGUUUUUUGUUUGAAGAUUUUAAUUUCUGAAGUCUUAACCAUUACUAUUGAGCAGUUGAUUAAAAUGAAAUGUUAUUAAUCUUUUAAA